This is a messenger RNA of Alternaria infectoria, 1155 nucleotides long. RefSeq lists its product as uncharacterized. Gene Ontology annotation, molecular function: protein binding. NCBI's taxonomy places the organism in Eukaryota, Fungi, Ascomycota, Dothideomycetes, Pleosporales, Pleosporaceae. The transcript has a single exon. Gene Ontology annotation, cellular component: nucleus; cytoplasm. The record is from RefSeq and is a predicted model, not a curated record. Bases 1 to 1155 code for a protein of 384 amino acids.
AUGGAUCGCUUGCCCAACGAGCUGCACAGCCGACCAGAUCUACAUGAUAUUUGUGAGGAACUCGAUCUCGCUCCUGCUUCGAAGCUGCUGUUCGGAGGGUGCUUAGAACGUCUGAGAGACCUUCUUUGGGUUCAACCGAGCGCAGUGCUCGUUCGAGAUGCCAUGGGAAAGACUCCGCUUCACUGGGCUGCGAGGCUGAGAAACGAUGAAGCUAUAGAUAUGCUGAUCGAAGCUGGUGCGGACAUAGAUGCGGUCGGACACGAUGGAACGACUCCAUUGUAUGACGCACUUCGCGGAUCACACGUAUCACGAACCACUUGCAUCAGAAUGAUCCAAGCUGGCUCAGACGUCAAUCAUAUUACGCCUUAUGGCAAGAGCCCUCUCACCACUGCGGUUGGGUUAAGCUCUUGCGUUUCAGUCAUUGACAUCCUUCUAGAUGCUGGAGCGAACGUGCACCAUGUUUGCAAUGGUCUGCAUCUUCUACAAAUCGCGGCUAAAAAUAGCACACGCUUCGUCUGCGAAGAACUACUAUGCGCAGGCGUUGAUAUUGACGCUCAAACUCCAAUAGGCCAGACGGCUGUCAUGACGGCCGUGCGGCACAACAACCAUCCUGUACUCAGAUUGCUUAUAUACCACGGCGCUCGGCUUGAUACCCUGACAUUUGCAGGGUUCUGUAUCGUGGAUUAUGCAGCCUUUUACGGAGAUAUAGAGACCAUGCAGACACUCGAGCAAGCAUGCAUAGAAGGCCUGCAAAUGGAUGAAACAGCACAGGAAUAUGUUUGGGGGUGUUUCGACGAACGCGAUCUUCAUAUUUACCCACAGGAUCGAGAACCUCUACACGCUGAAGAAGCCGCUUUGCAGGCACUCAUUGACAGCAUUAUACCCACACAAUAUGCCACGUUGGAUGAUGCAUACCACAGGGAUUCCGAUGCUUUCCACAUACCUGGGGCGUUUCCGAUUAAUCUAGACGAGGCCGACUGCGACAGUCAAAUCGCAGAGGUACAAGAGCAGGACGAUGACGACGGAUACGAAGAGAAGAGAGAUAGCGACGAUGAAUCGUGGGUUACCACCGACGGUGACUGUUCAGACGGCGAAGAGGAAAUGGAAGCUGUAAGCGAUGAUGAGGUCGACGAAUUCAUCCAUUUGAGAAACUGA